AUGCUAUACGUCGCCGCCGCCGUCGUCGUCGUCGUCUUCCGGGCUGAUGGCCAGCGGUGUUGUCAGACUUUAUUUUUGUGUGCGCGUAAACACGCGUUCCUCGGAAUUCUCAGCAAUGAUUCGAAUGGCCACGACGUCGUGACGGUAAAUGUGGCCGCUCUGACGCAGGUUCGCGACCUGGCGUUGCAGCUGAACCGCUGCAGCCUGGGUCAGCGGCUCUUCGGCGGUCUCGGACCAGGUUGCUUCCGAUCGAUGGAUUUCUCGUUCGAAGUCCAUGGUGGGGAGAUCGUCGCCAUCUUUGCCACUUCCAAUCAAGAAGGCUCAACCCUGCUAGACAUCCUGGCCAACCGAUUUUCAAAGUGGAGCAUCCGGCUGCACGGAGACAACACGGAGCCUUCAUGCCACCGGCAAGGCUGCGGCACUGUGUCGCCUACGUUGCUCACAACUGGCACCUGUGGCCCGACAUGA
Molecule: messenger RNA, 468 nt
Organism: Dermacentor andersoni
Lineage: Eukaryota; Metazoa; Arthropoda; Arachnida; Ixodida; Ixodidae
Source: RefSeq, a predicted model, not a curated record